Balaenoptera musculus (blue whale) is the source of this 3825-nucleotide messenger RNA. It is a transcript of the gene ATP6V0A2, whose product is annotated as ATPase H+ transporting V0 subunit a2. Gene Ontology annotation, cellular component: vacuolar proton-transporting V-type ATPase complex; plasma membrane; vacuolar proton-transporting V-type ATPase, V0 domain. Bases 209 to 2773 code for a protein of 854 amino acids. The transcript is spliced from 20 exons. Gene Ontology annotation, biological process: proton transmembrane transport; vacuolar acidification. The record is from RefSeq and is a predicted model, not a curated record. Gene Ontology annotation, molecular function: ATPase binding; proton-transporting ATPase activity, rotational mechanism. NCBI's taxonomy places the organism in Eukaryota, Metazoa, Chordata, Mammalia, Artiodactyla, Balaenopteridae.
UCGAGGGCGGCUCUGGCGGCGCCUGGAGCGGCGGCCCCGGCGGCAGAACCGGGCGCAGCUGGUGCAGCCCGGAGCUCCAUGGUGCUGGGCUGCGGCCAGGCCGCAGGAGAAGCACGAGCUCCGGGCCGCCCCGGCUGACCGUGCGGGCCCGCGCGGCCCGGAGCCGCCGCCGCCCGUCGGGCCCCGCGGGGUCGCGGGCCGGCCAGCCAUGGGGUCCCUGUUCCGGAGCGAGACCAUGUGCCUGGCGCAGCUCUUCUUGCAGUCCGGUACGGCCUACGAGUGCCUCAGCGCCCUGGGCGAGAAGGGCCUGGUCCAGUUCCGAGACCUGAACCAGAAUGUAAGUUCUUUCCAAAGAAAAUUUGUUGGUGAGGUGAAGAGGUGUGAAGAACUAGAGCGAAUAUUGGCAUAUUUGGUGCAGGAAAUUAAUAGAGCUGAUAUUCCCCUCCCUGAGGGAGAGACCAGUCCUCCUGCACCGCCUCUUAAACAAGUGCUCGAAAUGCAGGAGCAGUUGCAGAAGCUAGAGGCUGAGCUGAGGGAGGUCACGAAGAACAAGGAGAAGCUGAGGAGGAACCUCCUGGAGCUGACGGAGUACACGCACAUGCUGCGAGUGACCAAGACCUUCGUCAAGCGCAACCUGGAGUUUGAACCCGCUUACGAAGAAUUCCCUCCCUUGGAGAACGAGUCUUUGUUGGACUACAGCUGUAUGCAGAGGCUGGGGGCAAAACUGGGAUUUGUGUCUGGCCUCAUUAACCAAGGGAAAGCCGAAGCAUUCGGGAAGACGCUGUGGCGAGCCUGCAGAGGGCACAGCAUCGUGACGCACGCAGAGCUGGAGGGGCCCCUGGAAGACCCUGAAACGGGAGAAGUCAUAAAAUGGUAUGUGUUUUUGAUAUCCUUCUGGGGAGAGCAGAUUGGCCACAAGGUUAAGAAGAUAUGUGAUUGUUACCACUGCCACAUUUACCCCUACCCGAAUACCGCCGAGGAGCGGAGAGAGAUUCAGGAGGGCCUGAACACCCGGAUUCAAGAUCUGUAUACUGUGCUUCACAAAACCGAGGAUUAUUUAAGGCAAGUGCUCUGUAAAGCCGCCGAGUCAGUCUACAGCCGCGUCAUCCAGGUGAAGAAGAUGAAAGCCAUUUACCAUAUGCUGAACAUGUGCAGCUUCGACGUGACCAACAAGUGCCUCAUUGCCGAGGUCUGGUGUCCCGAGGCUGAUCUGCAUGAGCUGCGCCUUGCUCUGGAGGAGGGCUCGAGAGAGAGCGGUGCUACGAUCCCCUCAUUCAUGAACACGAUCCCAACAAAAGAAACACCCCCGACUCUCAUCCGCACCAACAAAUUCACCGAGGGGUUUCAGAACAUCGUGGAUGCCUACGGGGUUGGGAGCUACCGAGAAGUGAACCCAGCUCUCUUUACCAUCAUCACUUUCCCCUUUUUAUUUGCCGUGAUGUUUGGAGACCUUGGACAUGGCUUUGUGAUGUUCUUAUUUGCCCUCCUGUUGGUGUUAAAUGAAGAUCAUCCCAGACUAAGUCAGUCGCAAGAGAUCAUGCGGAUGGUUUUCAACGGUCGCUACAUCCUCCUGCUGAUGGGGCUUUUCUCGGUGUACACGGGCCUCGUCUACAACGACUGCUUUUCCAAGUCCGUCAGCCUCUUUGGCUCCGGGUGGAACGUGUCUGCCAUGUACAGCUCCAGUCACAGCCCAGCGGAGCAGAGGAAGAUGGUGCUCUGGAAUGACAGCGUCAUCAGGCACAACAGGGUGUUGCAGUUGGAUCCCAGUGUUCCCGGAGUGUUCCGAGGCCCUUAUCCUCUUGGCAUCGAUCCCAUUUGGAACUUGGCCACAAAUCGUCUCACUUUUCUGAACUCUUUCAAAAUGAAAAUGUCUGUGAUUUUUGGAAUUAUUCACAUGACUUUUGGAGUCAUUCUGGGAAUAUUUAACCACUUACAUUUCAGGAAGAAGUUCAACAUUUAUCUGGUUUCCAUCCCAGAACUUCUCUUCAUGCUCUGCAUCUUUGGCUACCUUAUAUUUAUGAUUGUCUAUAAGUGGCUGGUUUAUUCAGCAGAAACCUCCAGAGUCGCUCCUAGCAUUCUGAUUGAAUUUAUUAACAUGUUUUUAUUCCCGGCUAGUGACACAGGUGGUCUUUACCCAGGGCAGGAGCACGUCCAGAGGCUGCUUCUGGUCAUCACAGCGUUGUCUGUCCCUGUGCUCUUCUUGGGAAAACCACUCUUCUUGUUGUGGCUUCACCAUGGGCGCAGUUGCUUUGGGGUCAGCAGGAGUGGUUACACACUUGUAAGGAAAGAUAGCGAGGAAGAAGUUUCUUUGCUGGGAAGCCAAGACAUAGAAGAGGGAAACAACCAAAUGGAAGAUGGAUGUAGAGAAGUGACGUGUGAAGAGUUUAAUUUUGGAGAAAUACUAAUGACGCAAGUAAUUCAUUCCAUCGAGUACUGUCUGGGAUGCAUCUCCAACACCGCUUCGUACCUGAGGCUCUGGGCGCUCAGUUUGGCUCACGCACAGUUGUCUGACGUGCUGUGGGCCAUGCUGAUGCGAGUCGGCCUCCGGGUAGACACGACCUACGGGGUCCUGCUCCUGCUCCCGGUCAUCGCUCUCUUUGCAGUUUUGACAAUUUUCAUCCUUUUGAUCAUGGAAGGGCUUUCUGCAUUUCUUCACGCCAUCCGCCUCCACUGGGUAGAAUUUCAGAACAAAUUCUACGUUGGUGCAGGCACCAAAUUUGUUCCUUUCUCACUCAGAUUACUUUCUUCGAAGUUUAGCGACGACAUGGCAUGAUCAUAUUGCUGUAUCCAACAAGCUUUCAGAUUUAAGGAGAAUUAUCAUGUUGUAGAAUUUCCUUAUGUUAAAUUGACGAUAGGAAAAAUUCCAUCUUCAUUAACUGCCUUAUGAGAUAGCCAAAUGAUUCUGUAAGAUAUACCUCUUCCUCAUAUGUUAAAUAUUUUGUAAAGUUUCUCAAUUUCAGAUAUAGAAAUUUCUUUCAGUUUUUAUGAUGAGCAAAUAUAAGUUAAUGCCAAAAGUUAUGUUAAAGUUAUUUUUAAAAAUAUAGGCUUGGGGGAGAGAAGCCAGUUUUGAAUGGCUAAUUGAAAAUGGUCUUAAAUACUUGAUUCCUUUUCAACUUAUUUAAAAAAAAACUAGAGUUAUUCUGUCACCUGAAGUUGUCAGAUAAUAUUUUCCAACAGCUGAAGUUAAGUAGUUUUUAAAAAAAUUUAAUGAUGGUUAAUCAAAAGAUUCACAUUUAUUUUGCUUGGUUAAAAGUAUGCAAACUUUUUUUAUCGUAUACUAUCUAGAAUUACAAGUAGAAUUGUUUCUACGAUUUUGUCUUGUUUUAAUAAUUGGAGAAAAUGGGAUAAAAUAACAUACAACAAAUGGUUAUCCCACUUGUAUAUUUUUUUAAGGACUCUUAUCCUGUUAUCCUUACAUAAAACCAAUUAUGAUAAUUGUAUGUUUGGGAAGAUAAACUGUGUACUGAGCCUUAAAAUCCAGUGUGACUAUAGAAGAUGUAAUAUGGAUAUGAUUCGAACUUAGUGACCAGCUUGGCUGAUGUUCCUGAACCAAAAGGGGUUUAUACUGAGUGAAGGAAAGGUAAAAAGUAGUAUUUUGUAUAUUUUUAUAAUAAAAUAUAAAUUAAGAUAUUUUACCAUGAAGAGGUUGCAACUAUCCUUGAGAACAGUAUAAUUAUAAUGAUUCACUUUCAGACUAAUUCGAAAUAAAUGUCUAAUAAAGGCAUUUAGAGUUAAACUUUUAAAAACUAUUUGAAUCAGUUGAAAACCAAUUCUUACUAAGCCAUUAAUGUAUAAUCUUCAGAUUAAAUUCAUCUUUUCACUUGA